AUAUGUUACCCUGAACGUAAUAAUUUAUUUUUAAGGCGUUUAGCAAGACUGUGUUAAGUUCUUUUAUGUGGCUGAAUACAGAACCACAAUGCAAGCGUUUUUAAAGGGUGGAGCGUCUUCAAGUAAAGGAGCUUCAACGUCGAAAGCACAAUUGCAAAAGCAGGAAGAAGCGUUGGCGAGUAAGCCAUGGGUUGAGAAAUAUCGUCCAAAAUGUGUAGAUGACGUUGCACACCAAGAUGAAGUGGUUGCCGUGCUGAGGAAGUCACUCACUGGUGCUGAUCUUCCGAACCUUUUGUUCUAUGGACCACCAGGAACUGGAAAAACUUCAACAAUUUUAGCUCUUUCUCGUGAAUUGUUUGGUUUUCAACUAAUGAAAGAACGAGUUCUUGAGUUAAAUUCAUCAGAUGAACGAGGAAUUAACGUAAUUCGUGAAAAAGUGAAAAAUUUUGCACAGCUUACUGCCAAUUCACUGAGAGAAGAUGGAAAGAAAUGUCCCCCCUACAAGAUAAUCAUCCUGGAUGAAGCAGAUUCGAUGACGAAAGCUGCUCAAGAAGCUCUUCGAAGAACGAUGGAAAAAUCAUCAAAAACUACAAGAUUUUGUCUCAUUUGUAACUAUGUAACCAGGAUAAUUCCCCCCAUUAUAUCCCGAUGCUCACAAUUUCGCUUCAAGUCGUUAUCAACUGAAGAUCAGAAGAAGAGGUUGUGGAUGGUUUGUGAGAAGGAAGGAGUCAAAAUAUCUCAAGAUGCAAUGUCGUGUCUGGUGAAAUGUUCAGAAGGUGAUCUUCGUAAAGCGAUGACUUAUUUACAAACUGCUCAUAGAUUAAAAGGAGCGGAGGGGAUUGAUGAAAAGGAUGUGUUGGAAAUAACUGGGGUUGUUCCAGAUGAUAUUAUAAAGUCUUUGAUUCGAAGCUGUGCCUCCAACUCUCAUGAUAAAGUGCAAGAAAGUGUUGAUUACAUUAUUUCUGAAGGACACUCCGCGGCGAAAAUAAUUUCACAACUGCAUGAUGAAGUUCUUACCUUGAGUUCUCUGAACGACCUGCAGAAAAGUGUUGUGAUGGAAAAAAUAGCUAUUGUGGAUAAAUGCCUUAGCGAUGGUGCUGACGAAUACUUACAGCUCAUGGCGCUUGCCACAACCUUGCAACGACAAAUCGCAUUAUGAUGUUUCACUCUUUAAAAAGUUGUUUUUUACUUUUCUAACUUCGCAACAGCUUGCAAUGUCACUUUGCCCGGCACUGCAUAAAGGUCUACUUAAAAAGAAUUCAGACGUGAAAAUCUUAGUUUUAAAGCCGUAUUGCUAUAAAGUGUUAAAUACAAAUAGCGCAUAUUUUCUUUGUUUUUCGCUUGAAAUUUUCAUUCCACUUGCUCAAAUCACUGAAAGAGACACAAACACAAAAAGUUCCAGUAAAAUGUGACUGACGUCUCAUUCGGUAAAGUUUGCUAUUGUAAAGUGAUCAAAUAAUUAUAAAUCAACACCGAUGCUCGCGAACUUC
Ciona intestinalis (vase tunicate) is the source of this 1490-nucleotide messenger RNA. NCBI's taxonomy places the organism in Eukaryota, Metazoa, Chordata, Ascidiacea, Phlebobranchia, Cionidae. The record is from RefSeq and is a predicted model, not a curated record.